Molecule: messenger RNA, 3297 nt
Organism: Amphibalanus amphitrite
Lineage: Eukaryota; Metazoa; Arthropoda; Thecostraca; Balanomorpha; Balanidae
Exons: 13
Coding region: 1-2607 (868 amino acids)
Biological process (GO): nervous system development
Cellular component (GO): signaling receptor complex; external side of plasma membrane
Molecular function (GO): signaling receptor activity
Source: RefSeq, a predicted model, not a curated record
AUGAUUUACGUUAGAGAAAAGCCCAGGAGACGGAUGAAGACCCUGCCGUCCUGUGAAGACCUGUUGCUGUCGCUGCUGCCGCUGCUGGUGGUGACUGCCGUGUGGCUGGACGCCGCGGCUGCCAGCGAGUUUCCUGAGCGCGAGUGCUGCGACUCCAUACCUCCACUGCCGGCCCAGUACACCACAUCGCCUGCGUCUGGGGUGACCGAGCAGCCCAAGACGAGCACUUCAACAACGGUUAGACCGACAGCGGUAUCGGUGAGAACCAGCCCGCCGAUUGUCGACUGUAAGGUGGCCCGCCAGCUGUGCCGAAGGAGCGCUGCAUGUCAGUACAUCACGUCCAUCAUCCCGCGCCUCUGUGGACCCGAGCUGGUGUCGUGCUCGACGGUGACGGUGACCAAGUGUCGGGCGGCUCUGAGGACUCUGGUGGCCUUCCAGUUCUUCCAGCCCACGUGUCUGUGCAAGGAGCAGCGCGUCGACCCCGAGUGUAACACCUACCGCAACCUGGUGUUCGACCACCCCUGUCUGAGCGUCAAACAGCUCGAUAAGGACCCGUUUCCCACGCAGGCCCUGCCUACCUGUGAGUACGCUCUGAACGCGUGCCACCAGCAGCCCAGCUGCUCCAGAGUCUAUCACGACUACCGGCGACUGUGUCCCUUCUCCGACGGGACGUGUCACAUGAAAAACAGCUCUGCGUGCAGCGAUGCCUGGAUUGCGCUGAAGAAACGGAGCCCGUUAUACGGAUGCAUUUGUACUGAUUUUCGCGACUGGAACUGCGAGAGAGCGUUCAAAGCCGUUCAUGAGAAUCCUUGCAUAGUGAGCGGUCUGGGAGAAGCCGAGGUCUCCCGACCACUGGCUGACCAGCAGUUGGUGGUUCCGCUGUUCAACCUGACGUCAGAACGACCUUGGUCAUCAAGUAUUGAGAGGACACUCUACGGGCCUGAGAUGGACAGUAUGAAUAAUAAGUCUGAGGAGAACGCCGUCAAAGAAAAGCAAAAAACUACUGCCAAGCUUCCAUCUGCCAUCUCAGCCGGUUCGGUCGACCUGGAGUCGGCCGGGCCGGUGCUGCAGUCGUCCUGUCACACGGCGCUGGCCAACUGCCGCCGGGACCGCCGCUGCCGCUUCCUGCUGGAGCCCAUGUUGAACAGCUGCGCGGCCGACUCGUGCCACCGCCAGCAGUGUAUGAAGCACAUGCAGGAGUUCUACGACCAGUCAGACAGCGUGCUCGUCAUGGACGCCGCACUCUGCGUCUGCCGCCGGAGCGACGCGGGCGAGUCGGGCUGCGUGGCGGCCAUGCAGCGGCUGCACCCGGCGUGCGCCAGCCAGCCGGAGGGCGGCCGGCUGCCGUCGUGUCUGCGGGUGGCGCGCCACUGCCGCCGCCAGUGGGACGGCCGCUGCCGGCCGCGGCUCGAGCGCUACGAGCAGGCGUGCGCCGUGGACGUGGUGACGGCCCGCUGCGCCGGCCCCAGCCAGCACUGCCGGAGCGCGCUGCUGGCCGUGCUCGGUACCGAGCUGCACAGCCACUGCGGCUGCCACGACGCGCCGGCGGCCGGCUCCACGCCCGGCCAGCACAGCUGCCACGACUGGGAGCGCCUUCUCUGGGCUAACCCCUGUGUCGAAUUAUCUCAGCGGGAGUACCUUCUGCGCCAGCCGAGCGGCAGUCCCCUGCACGGCCCUCCGGCGCCAGUUCAGCCCCCAUCCAGCAGCCGGCGGAGGCAGGUAGCGCUCCCAGACAGUCAGAGACUAGUUACGGACUCUGCCGCCGAUGACGCCACCGUCGUCCCAAGCCAGCCCCACUGUGUGGUCAGAAAACCGGGACGACCCGACGACUUUAUCCUCGUAGGAGCAGGAGUGCGGUACUACCGUUUGAAGGGUAAUUCAGACCCGUACCGAGACGAGAAGGACUGCUCUGAGCUGUGCAUGUGCCACGGCCGCGGCCGGCUCGUCUGUAACGUGCUCGACUGUCUGGAGAAGCGCGAGUGUCAGUCGUCACUGGCGCUGUACCACCACGGCACGGCCGGACUCGUAUCCUACCAAGAGGGCUGCGUCUGCCACCAUGGAGACUUCAUCUGCGCCAGACCUGCAGACGAUGACUAUUCGCUUCCCUUUGGUGUGUUCCUGUUCUUGGGGUACAGUCGGGCCGAACAAGACAUGCUUUAUCCACACACCCACAAGACUAUUAGACAGUAUGUCGUCGAAGAGUUGAAGAACAUUCUCGACGUUGUCCUCAAGAGACAGGACAUGGGUGCUCAGGAUUGGCAGUGCACUCUUUCGGUUCAUGAACAUUUCGAGUCAACCAACAAUAUCAUCAUUCAAGCGAGACUUCGGCCUGAACAGAAGUUACACAAUCGGGCUGUCAACCAGGAAAUUUUGCGCAGAGAAAAGUCGGAGUGCUCAGGCCCGUUGCGUGAGAUCAGCCGGAUGAUAAACCACCGAGAGCCGGCCGUUCUGUCGCACCCGCUGCUAUCUGUGCUUAAAACGUCGGACGUGGAGGUAACCAUUCCUGAUCUGUCCGGUGGCCGGGCCCGCUGCCAUCCAUCCGUCGCCCUACCUGCAUUCUCUCUACUGCUGCUGCUGCUACUUGGUCACCGAUCGACGCCUACGUGACGUCACCUCCAGGUGUGAUGACGACACACAAUCGGGGAUUACGUCACACGCAGCUGGUCGGGCUGUGAGAGGUGAAUAGGCUCACGCCGGACUCACAGUGAGAUACGGUUUUGGUAAAAUGGUGUCAAGGUGGGACUGCUGUCAGACUUUUCUUACUUGGUGGAAGUUUACGUCUGUGGAUUGCGUUAAUGUCAACAGGACACUUUUAUGUAAGUAUUGGUACGAAAAACGGUGACGAGUUGCAUAUUCAAAUCCGCAACCGUAAAGCCGACGGCAAUUGUAUCUCGAAACUGUAUUUUCUCGUGGGACCUGUAUCGUAUAGAAUGUAAAUAUUGCCAUCGCUGUGAAGCAAGAGACAUUACCACACCAGCGAAAAUUAUGCGAUGCCUUGCAGUGUCGAUAUGAGGCACGGCCUGAGAUUAGUACCGAUUUGACAAAGUGGAUACUGAAUAAGGCAUCCAUACAGACUGCAGACGUUGUGCUAAAAAUCAGGCUUUGAAAACAUCAGCUCAAGAGCGACAUAUCAUAUCGGAAGGUGUCUAUUUUGCUGACAGUGAGUCUCAGUUAGAAACAUUGCGAUGUGCUUGAUGGAUUGUCUGGCUUCCGCUGCCUGCUACAGUUUGUUGUACAUUAUUUUGGAAGGUUGUUUGUAUUCCGUAUUGUACAAUCUAAAUAGAUGUAACGAGUUUU